Molecule: messenger RNA, 876 nt
Organism: Hydatigera taeniaeformis
Lineage: Eukaryota; Metazoa; Platyhelminthes; Cestoda; Cyclophyllidea; Taeniidae
Source: the annotation of a GenBank genome assembly
AUGGAUAGUGGGGUUGUCAAAGCAUGCAACGUUGAAAAAUCUAGGUCCAGGGUAUGUUCAAUAUGCCUAGCGAGUGAAGCUAAAUACACUUGUCCUCGUUGCUCUGUUCGUACAUGUUCCCUUCGUUGCUGCAAAGCUCAUAAGGAUGCUACAAUGUGUUCUGGCAAACGAGAUGUAGCCGCCUUCGUUGCUAGAAAGAACUACGAUUAUUUUGCGUUUCUGUCUGACUAUCGGUUCCUGGAGUCCCUUGACAGAGCCAAUGAGAAUCGUGAGAAGAAUAUAGCUGAGUUCUGUACCAUCAUUAAAAAGAGGAGGAAGACCCAAUUGAAGAUUUUGAACGCUGCACGGUCUCUUAAUAUCAAUUACCGUGUUUCUAAUGGUUUCCUUACCCGCGCCCGUUUGAACCGAACCCAUUUGACCUGUGACAAACCUCCAGUCAUUUUGUGGACUCUGGAGCUUUGUCUUCUUGGGCCUACCUCAGGUGCCUCUCAAAGUGACGAGAAACCGUGGUCUGACAGGAUACUUAGGCCGAUUCAUAUUCUUCUCCACGACUGCUCCUGCUCCUCUCUCCUUUCGGAUAUCUGGCGUUCAAAAGUUGCUGAGUUGCCGAGCUCUGAGCUAGAGGCGUUGAUUGUUCCACAGCUUGCUACAUUCCCCAAUGUUAUCAUGAACCCACACCUAACCAAUUGGAUAUUGACCUUAGACAAACGGUUUCCUUAUUUUUACAUUGAAUGUGUAGAUAGGCAGACCAAGCGCGUUCUAAAGCAUGAAAUUUUUCCUUCCUCGACCAGCCUUUUGGAACUACUAACAAGAGACAAGUAUGUUGUGAACGAGUUUCCGACCAUUUGGGUUUCGCACGAAGAACUAUUGUCAUAA